Molecule: messenger RNA, 1761 nt
Organism: Rodentolepis nana
Lineage: Eukaryota; Metazoa; Platyhelminthes; Cestoda; Cyclophyllidea; Hymenolepididae
Source: the annotation of a GenBank genome assembly
AUGGUUGCUGGGGCUUCUGAACGACCUCAAGGUAGAGGCACUAGGGAAAAGGGCAAAGGUUGGCAACGAAGCAAGUCCAGCACUUAUGACUAUGGCUCCGAUUUCUACUUUUCGGAGGAAAAAGCGAACCGCCAGCGACGCGCUCAAUCCUCGAUGAGUGGUCGAAGAACUGACAAAAAUAGCAGUUUCUAUGACAUUGGCAAGUUCACAACACCGUGUGGUCCUGCAAGACAACCGCGAAAAAGGAGAGCUUCUGUUGAGGCUGUUGUGAAAAGUGCCCGCCCCGAUGCAGUAAUGACUCAACCUCCUAUUAAUGUCGGCCCACCAAUACAGAAAAGAUUCCAAACAGUGAAAGAAAUCGAAGGCAGAGAUGCACUUACACCAAAUAAGGCAAUUGUCGGGCAUACGGAUAUCAGUAGGGAUAAAAAUUUCCAAAAGCCAUUGGUUGUUGACAGAGAAGGCCCUAAAGCGCGUUCUUAUACUCCAAAAUAUGAAACGCUCGGAGCCGAACCCAUCUUUUUCCCACUUGAAGAACCCGAGCAUGACAAAAGAACAUAUGCUCCUAAGUAUCGUUUAAUGGAGAUGUUGGUCACAACGGAAACUUUCAAGGAACGUCUUAGAGAUCGUGCUGAGGAAGAUUUAAGCUUCGCAACUAGCGAUACGCAGCCAUGGGAAGUCUACAGCUCAUGGACUAUAGAACCCAACCACGAGUACAUUAAUGAAUUGCGCAUUGAGUUGAGACAGAGUGAGGUUCAAGAAAAUCGCAUUAUACCAGGUCGAGUGUUCUUCAGCUUAAAGAAACCCGCUACCAUCGAUUCCAUUCACAUCGAUAUUAACAAGACCCUCGCUAAGACAACUCCAAAAGGCGACGUUUUUGUUAAACCACUUGAUGAGAGGGGAAUCACGCCAGAGUUGAAACUCCUUCCAAAUCGUAGGCCAGCACUUAAUAUUCUCGAUGAUGAAAAUGCGCCAUCAAGUUCCACCCAAGAGCCUCCUCGUUCCAUUCCAAGUGAUUUCGAUCUGAUUGAAACCGUUCCAAAGAGAAUAACUCUUCCAGCAGGCGCAAACGAAGUUAAAUUUGACCUCUUUGUUCCUGAAAAUCAAGUUCCCUCCUUCAUCUACGCUUCUCUUGAUGGCAAAACAGUCAUCAACAACUACUCGGCUGAAGCUGCAGUACGCAUUGGAAAUAAUCUCGAAAGAACCGGUCGGGUUCCCAUAAAGGUUCCAGCACUCGGAGAAAGAAACAUUGGCUAUGCUGAUCGCGACAAUAACUACGAUCUCUUGUUGUUUAACAAGUACUUCAACGAUACAGAAGGAUUCGAUUACUCCGUGGGUUACAAUAAACAAGAAGGAGGUUACGACAAGCCAAAGAAAGUUCAUGCUACUGUUAUACGUAUUGUCAGGUGUCCCCAAAUCGGUCUUAAUGAUAGGACGACAGUUGCAGACUUGGGAUCUACAAAAGAUACUUCAAGCAAAUCUAACGAAGUCCUCAGAAAGUUCCAAGACAAUUUGAAGACACAACCUCUGGUUCCCAAGACUGAGUGGGAUUCAAGCCACUACGACUUGGACAAUUAUAUUAGCUCCACUACCCCUUCUGUCGCCGUUGAUGACUUCUCUUGUACCUACUACAUAGAGAUCCUUGCUGAUGGGGAGAGGUAUGUAGGCCCAAUUAUCAAAUGUGACCGUCUUGUGGAUAGGCCGAUUGUUCGAAACGACAUCGGUCCUUCUGCAAUGAGAAAUGACUUCAAAAUCAUCAUAUAG